AUGUUUCCGGCAUGGGUCUUUUUCAUAAUGUUGGCGGCGUUAACGGACCUUGUACGAGGCCUAGGUGUCAACUGGGGGCAAAUGUCGUCACACCCUUUGCCUCCCACCAACGUUGUUAAGAUGCUCAAGGUCAAUGGCAUCAUGAAGGUGAAGCUUUUUGACGCUGAUCCUAAGACCAUGAAAGCCUUGGCCGGGUCUGGUUUGGAUGUCAUGGUUGGAAUUCCCAAUGAAAAAUUGGACAAACUUUCUCAUGAUUACGAACUUGCCCAAAAAUGGGUGAAAGAAAAUGUCACUGAAUAUCUUUAUAAAGGGGGCGUUAGUAUCAGCUCUGUGGCUGUUGGGAACGAGCCAUUCUUAUCAAGUUACAAUGGCAGUUAUGUUAAGACUCUUUUCCCAUCAGUGAAAAACAUUCAAAGGGCCCUAGAUGAGGCAGGCGUUGGAGGAAAAAUCAAAUGCGUAGUGCCCUUCAAUGCCGAUGUUUACGAAUCCCCUUCGAACAAACCGUCGGACGGGCGUUUCCGAAAAAACAUUAUGAAAGAGAUGAUGGAGAUACUACACUUCCUUCGUGCCAAGAAGGCCCCAUUUGUUGUGAACAUCUACCCCUUCCUUAGUCUCUACCAAAGCAGUGGUUUUCCCCAAGAAUUCGCUUUCUUCGACAACGGUAGCCCGAUUAGAGAUAAGGGUGCUCAAUACAGCAAUGUGUUUGAUGCAAAUUAUGACACACUUCUUUGGGCGCUUAAAAAGGUAGGUUUUGCUAACUUGGACAUUGUAAUUGGGGAAGUAGGAUGGCCUACCGAUGGCAACGGUUAUUGCAAUAACAGAUUGGCUAAGAAGUUUUAUGAUGGCCUCCUAAAGAAACUAGCAAGCAAAGAGGGAACCCCUCUGAGGAAAGGCUACUUGGAAGUGUACCUAUUCGGGCUUUUUGACGAGGAUCAGAAAAGUAUUGCUCCAGGGGACUUUGAGCGGCACUGGGGCAUUUUUCGAUAUGAUGGCAAGCCUAAGUUCCCCAUGGACCUUGCCGGCCAAAAGUCGGGACACCAGAUGCUAAAAGGUGUUGAGGGAGUGAAGUACUUGGAAAGGCAAUGGUGUGUGUUGAAUAGUGAUGUGAGGAACUUGAGCAAUGCUCAAGUGGAACUCAACUAUGCUUGCUCAAUGGCGGAUUGCACAAGUUUGGGGAAGCAGAGGUCUUGUGACUUGGAACUGCAUGAUAGAAUCUCUUAUGCCUUCAAUGAGUUCUACCAAAAUAGAGACCAAGAUGUAAGGGCAUGUGAUUUUAGUGGGAUGGGGACUAAGGUCACACAAGAUCCCUCAACAGGAGAUUGCAUAUUCCCGGUGCAGGUUGCUUUAAGUGCCGGAGAGAGGCGGCAUGGCUUGAGUUAUGCCUUGAGUGUCUUUGCACCACUAUUUUUCAUCAUGAGCUUCUUCACACUGUUGUAAGACAGUGUGUAUAGCUUAUGGAAUUCAUUCUUGUGGGGUUUUUCUUCUUCUUUAUUUUGAGGACCUAUAUGUAUUUUUAAUCAUUUAUGUUAGUCUCUCAUUAAUUUUACCUUUAGAUCAUGUCGUUUUUACCUAUCCUAUUUUGUGAGGAGAUUAGGAGAUUUACCAUUUUGAAGUUUUCCUUUUAACCUUUUGCACAACCUGAUGGACAUUUUUUAUUUUUUAGUCAUUCGUUAGGGAGGAGAGGGAGAAUUAUAUUGGGUUGCUUCAAUAUUGUCUUAUACAUCGAAUUCGGAUGCACUACUUGAAGGGAGGGGGAGAGUUUGACCCACUUUUCCACUGUGGUACCACCCCAUAUACCAUGGAUAAAUUAGUUGACAAUUAUGAAUCUGAUUGAUUUGUGAAAGUCUUAUAUCACGGCAAUAAUUUUUUUCCUUUAUAAUGCAUAUAUUGCGUAAAAGAGAGUUCUCGUUGCGUGACUCUGCCACUAAAGGGUGUUGCUUUUUUUUUUUUUUUAGUCAAUAAGGGUGUUGCUUAAGAGACUGAAAACUACGUCAAGUAUUCUAUGAUCUAUCAUGCAUAUUGGGUUAGGAUGGCUGGUUCAGGCUACACGGUUUGGAGGUCUGGUUUGUGGGGGUUAGGGUGGCUAUUACUUUUAUAGUUUAGACUAUUAUUUUUAUUUAAUAAAAUAAAUAAAAUAAAACAGAUUCUUUAUUUAAAAUGAAACGCACACUACCAAGGUAUCAUAGGAGACGUUUAUUGAAGAGACAAUUUAUUUUUUUUUUUUUAAAAACCACAAAUUUUCCUCAAAGCACUUCUCUAUUUUUACUGCCCUUUCUCUCUUUACUAGGAAUCAUGUAACAUAUCACCAAGUUUUUUCGUUUUUGUUCAUUUCAAAAAUCUUGAGCAUCAUCCAAUUUGACCAUUCAUCACAAACUCACUAAGAGUUUAUGAGCUUACACGCCAAGUUUGUGCCGCCGAGACGUAUUCCUUUCUCGGUCAUUCUCAUUCUCACUUCCAUUCUCAACGUCCCU
Prunus persica (peach) is the source of this 2471-nucleotide messenger RNA. RefSeq names its product glucan endo-1,3-beta-glucosidase 8. Bases 1 to 1437 code for a protein of 478 amino acids. The record is from RefSeq and is a predicted model, not a curated record. NCBI's taxonomy places the organism in Eukaryota, Viridiplantae, Streptophyta, Magnoliopsida, Rosales, Rosaceae. Gene Ontology annotation, molecular function: hydrolase activity, hydrolyzing O-glycosyl compounds. Gene Ontology annotation, biological process: carbohydrate metabolic process. The transcript has 2 exons. Gene Ontology annotation, cellular component: plasma membrane.